GCUCCAAAACGCGCCGUAUCGAGGAGCCGCGCCUUGCGUUCUAUAUUUUGAUGAUCUGUGUUGACAUAGGCAUAUUGUUUGCUUUUCAACGCGCGAGGUUUAAGGACAACAAAAUGGCUGUCUCUCCCUACCUACCUAUUUUUGUCGCUGUGGUGGUUCUAGCUGUCUCAGUUGGCUACACGUCGUCCUUAGCAUGCUACCAGUGCGCUGACUCAGGGGGCGAGGAUGUGGACUGCCAGGAUGCCUCCGCCCUCCUCAACAUCACCAAGCCAGAGAAGAAGGAGGGAGAAGAAGAACCUGAUGAAUCGGACUACAUUCGGAAAAAUAAAUACUAUAAAAACUGCGAUGACGUGAACCAGACCAUGUGUAUGAUUGAAUCGCACGUGUCACAAGGUGUAGUUAAAAGCUACAUCCGUGACUGCAGUGAUGGAGAGACCUUUUCCUUCGCAAAGUCAAAGUAUCCUCGACUAGAGAACCUCCCUGCAAACAACGAGACCACUUGCACGUAUGAUGUCGGGCCUAACAUUCAAAUCUGCGUUACGUUAUGCACUGGUGAUGUCUGUAACGGUCCCCAGCUCGUACCCAAAGAGGAAAUUGAAUGUCGGAAUGUUACGAAUGUAUACGGAGAAACAGAGGUGAUCUGUGGAGCGUCAUCGCUAAGUCAUUUCUUGAUGCACACCUCACUGAAUACAUUAUUGGGCGGAGUGUUUGGGUUUGGCUAUUUGGUACCUUUCAUCGUCUACAGUCUGGCUGUUUUCCUUAUGAUGUAAAUAGCUGGUGGUGGAAUUAAUUUAUUAUGCAAGAUCAGAAAUACAUUUGUUCCGAUGUAUGCAUUGACAAAGAAAUAUCUCAGUAAGCUACGUUUAUAACGAAUUACAGGUACUACUAACUGGUUGUGUUGGACCCGUCCACUUGUAUAUUUUAGUCGAAAUGCUUAAAACGAACAAAGGUUAUAGCAAACUAAAACUAGUGGCCCCUUGAGUUAUAACCGUGCUUUACUUACACGAUUUUAUGUUAUGAAAGUAAGAACCGUGAAUGAUAACUGAUUUGACCCACAGGGCGUGACGUCACUGUUGUUUGUAACUUCAUUUCAGAUGUUACUUAUGCAAAUACGCCCAAAAGAUUCACGGAUGGUGAUCUAUUUCAGCCUAACAAAAGGAGAAUUCAAGUUUGUGUGUGUGUGAGUGAGUGAGUUGGGUUUACAACCGUCCAGCAAUAUCACUCGCUGUUUUUUUUAGAAAAGUGCUUCACACAGUUAACCCAUGAGAACCCCGGCGAUCACGUUUACCACUGUGCUACCCUAUCGCCUCUCAACAACUGACAGUAGACCUGUUUUAAGAGGUAAUAUCAAAUUGGAAAGUUAAUAUCUGAUCUGUUGAGAAUCAAAUAACACGUCACAAUUUAUUUCUGGACUCACAAAAGUCCAGAAACUCUCCGCACUGUGGCCACUUUCUGACAAGGAAUUAAUCUGUUUAUGAUCGCUCAACAAACAUCCACAAAAUUUGUCCUUUCAUUCUUGUCACUGAAAAAUAACGAGAACAUGUUAUGUUUUUUUUUAUGUCGUUAGCUGCGUUUAUCAUUUAUGAUUUACUUCUUUUUAAACGCUGACAUUGCUGUCACAUGUACACUUCCACUUUUCCAAUAUCAAGAUGCCUUCCAAAAAUUAUUCUAGGGCAGUUCUGCCAUGAUUCGUUCACAAUGUAUUAACCGUAUUUGAAUGUUAUUGCUUUAGAGUUAUUAAUAUUAAUAUUUAUUUUUAUUAUCCUUAUGGUGAAACAUAACCGGUGUCAUAUAUAUCAUGUGUGCACAUGUACACAUUUCACAUUUGCCUACCAACCAUUGUUCCUGUAUUUCGUCGUCUGUGAGGUCAUUAAACAAUUGUAUAUGACGUCAAGUCAAUGAACACGGCCGUCACACUUGCUUACCGUGCUUUACUGCACAAAUGUACAUGAAUAAAAUGGAUAAUAAACA
This is a messenger RNA of Haliotis rubra (blacklip abalone), 1971 nucleotides long. RefSeq lists its product as uncharacterized. Bases 51 to 770 code for a protein of 239 amino acids. The record is from RefSeq and is a predicted model, not a curated record. The transcript has 3 exons. NCBI's taxonomy places the organism in Eukaryota, Metazoa, Mollusca, Gastropoda, Lepetellida, Haliotidae.